CAUCACACUAAUAGGUUCAACGUUAACCACGGCUUACAACGGGUUAAGCCAGCAUUUUCAACUCUACUGUAGAAGUUAGAACAAUGACAUACUGGAUUACACUUGUUUUUAUAGCAUUCCUACUUAUAGGGGGCAGUAAAUGCAAACCAAUCCAGACUGACCGGAAAAACAAUGUUAAAGAAGGACAAAACAGCAUUAAUGGAAACCAAGGAACCACCACCGACGACAACAACAAAGACAACAACCUAAAAACAAAUUAUAGUCAAGAUGACAACCACAUAGCCUACAGUUACGACCAUGUGAACGGCAACCAAGAAAACAAUGGAAACAGUGGAAUAGUGGAUAGCGAGGAGAACAGUGGUUCAAAGGAGUACAGCAAGGAAGAUAACAACAACGAAAAGGAUAAGGACAGUGGUUCAAAGGAGACCAGCAAGGAAGAUAACAACAUCGAAAAGUUUAAGGACACUGGUUCAAAGGAGACCAGCAAGGAAGAUAAUAACAUCGAAAAGGAUAAGGACACUGGUUCAAAGGAGUACAGCAAGGAAGAUAACAACAACGAAAAGGAUAAGGACAGUGGUUCAAAGGAGACCAGCAAGGAAGAUAACAACAUCGAAAAGUUUAAGUACACUGGUUCAAAGGAGACCAGCAAGGAAAAUAACAACAACGAAAAGGAUAAGGACACUGGUUCAAUGGAGACCAGCAAGGAGGGUAACAACAACGAAAACUUUAAGGACACUGGUUCAAAGGAGACAAGCAAGGAAGGUAACAACAAAGAAAAGGAUAAGGACAGUGGCUCAAAGGAAACCAGCAAGGAAGAUAAAAACAAAGAAAAGGAGAACAGCAAGGAAGAUAACAACACCGACAAGGAUAAGGACAGUGGUUCAAAGGAGAACAGCAAGGAAGAUAACAACACCAAAAAGGAUAAGGACAGUGGUUCAAAGGAAACCAGCAAGGAAGAUAACAACACUGACAAGGAUAAGGACAGUGGCUCAAAGGAGAACAGCAAGGAAGAUAAAAACAAAGAAAAGGAGAAGAGCAAGGAAGAUAACAACACCGACAAGGAUAAGUACAGUGGUUCAAAGGAAACCAGCAAGGAAGGUAACAACAACGAAAAGGAUAAGGAUAGUGGUUCAAAAGAGACCAGCAAGGAAGAUAAAAACAAAGAAAAGGAGAAUAGCAAGGAAGAUAACAACACUGACAAGGAUAAGGACACCGGUUCAAAGGAGAACAGCAAGGAAGAUAAAAACAAAGAAAAGGAGAAGAGCAAGGAAGAUAACAACAGCGAAAAGGAAAAGGACAGUGGUUCAAAGGAAACCAGCAAGGAAGAUAAAAACAAAGAAAAGGAGAAGAGCAAGGAAGAUAACAACAGCGAAAAGGAAAAGGACAGUGGUUCAAAGGAGACCAGCAAGGAAGAUAAAAACAAAGAAAAGGAUAAGGACAGUGGCUCAAAGGAGAACAGCAAGGGAGAUAAAAACAAAGAAAAGGAUAAGGACAGUGGUUCAAAAGAGAACAGCAAGGGAGAUAAAAACAAAGAAAAAGAUAAGGACAGCGGCUCAAAGGAGAACAGCAAGGAAGGUAACAACAACGAAAAGGAUAAGGACAGUGGUUCAAAGGUGAACAGCAAGGGAGAUAAAAAAGAAAAGGAUAAGGACAGUGGCUCAAAGGAGAACAGCAAGGGAGAUAAAAACAAAGAAAAAGAUAAGGACAGCGGCUCAAAGGAGAACAGCAAGCAAGGUAACAACAACGAAAAGGAUAAGGACAGUGGUUCAAAGGUGAACAGCAAGGAAGAUAAAAACAAAGAAAAGGAGAACAGCAAGGAAGAUAAAAACAAAGAAAAGGAGAACAGCAAGGAAGAUAAAAACAAAGAAAAGGAGAACAGCAAGGAAGAUAACAACACCGACAAGGAUAAAGACAGCGGUUCAAAGGAGACCAGCAAGGAAGGUAACAACAAAGAAAAGGAUAAGGACAAUGGUUCAAAGGAGACCAGCAAGGAAGAUAACAACACUGACAAGGAUAAGGACAGCGGUUCAAAGGAGAACAGCAAGGAAGAUAAAAACAAAGAAAAGGAUAAGGACAGUGGUUCAAAGGAGACCAGCAAGGAAGAUAACAACACCAAAAAGGAUAAGGACAGCGGUUCAAAGGAGAACAGCAAGGGAGAUAAAAACAAAGAAAAGGAUAAAGACAGCAGCUCAAAGGUGAACAGCAAGGAAGAUAAAAACAAAGAAAAGGAGAACAGCAAGGAAGAUAACAACACCGACAAGGAUAAAGACAGCGGUUCAAAGGAGACCAGCAAGGAAGGUAACAACAAAGAAAAGGAUAAGGACAGUGGUUCAAAGGGGACCAGCAAGGAAGAUAACAACACCAAAAAGGAUAAGGACAGCGGUUCAAAGGAGACCAGCAAGGAAGAUAACAACACCAAAAAGGAUAAGGACAGCGGUUCAAAGAAGAACAGCAAGGAAGAUAACAACACCAAAAAGGAUAAGGACAGUGGUUCAAAGGAGACCAGCAAGGAAGAUAAAAACAAAGAAAAGGAUAAGGACAGUGGUUCAAAGGAGACCAGCAAGGAAGAUAACAACAAAGAAAAGGAUAAGGACAGUGGUUCAACUGAGACCAAUGAGACCAUUGAGGAGGAUGACAACACCGAAGAGGGCGAGAACAGUGGCUCAAAGAUGACGAGCGGAGAGGGCGAGAACAGUGGCUCAAAAAUGACGAGCGGGGAAGAUGACCACACUGGAGAGGGCGAGAACAGUGGCUCAAAAAUGACGAGCGGGGAGGGCGAGAACAGUGGCUCAAAAAUGACGAGCGGGGAAGAUGACCACACUGGAGAGGGCGAGAACAGUGGCUCAACGAUGACGAGUGGCGAAGGCGGCAAAAGCGGAGAGGGUGAGGGCGAGAACAGUGGCUCAAAAAUGACUAGCGGGGAAGACGACCACACCGGAGAGGGCGAGAACAGUGGCUCAACGACGACGAGCGGCGAAGGCGGCAAAAGCGGAGAGGGUGAGGGCGAGAACAGUGGCUCAAAGAUGACGAGCGGGGAGGGCGAGAACAGUGGCUCAAAAAUGAUGAGCGGAGAGGGCGAGAACAGUGGCUCAAAAAUGUCGAGCGGAGAGGGCGAGAACAGUGGCUCAACGACAACGAGCGGCGAAGGCGGCAAAAGCGGAGAGGGGUGA
Boleophthalmus pectinirostris (great blue-spotted mudskipper) is the source of this 3170-nucleotide messenger RNA. Its product is annotated as serine-aspartate repeat-containing protein F-like. The transcript has 4 exons. NCBI's taxonomy places the organism in Eukaryota, Metazoa, Chordata, Actinopteri, Gobiiformes, Gobiidae. The record is from RefSeq and is a predicted model, not a curated record. The coding region runs from base 84 to 3170 and encodes 1028 amino acids.